Molecule: messenger RNA, 3516 nt
Organism: Labrus mixtus (cuckoo wrasse)
Lineage: Eukaryota; Metazoa; Chordata; Actinopteri; Labriformes; Labridae
Gene: glud1a
Product: glutamate dehydrogenase 1a
Exons: 14
Coding region: 277-1959 (560 amino acids)
Biological process (GO): L-glutamate catabolic process
Cellular component (GO): mitochondrion
Molecular function (GO): L-glutamate dehydrogenase (NAD+) activity
Source: RefSeq, a predicted model, not a curated record
ACUACUACCAUAACAAACAGCGUAGAAAACAAAGUCAAACAAGUAAAAAGUGAACAUUUAAGGGUUUAAUCUUUAAAUUUCUGCAGCUGCAUGUUCCGCUGUCACCCAAUAGUACAGCGGGGUAGGUUAACAGGAAGGGGCGGCUGGAAGGAGGAGUCGUUCCUGCGGUAAAAGUAUUCAUAUUCCCCGCCGCAUUUCGUCGCCUUCCCCCACAUUCUCCAAAUCUAAGCCGACGGACUCAUCUCCCCGGUACGGUGAACUUCUCUUAAACCAAAAAUGUACCGGUAUUUCGGGGAGCUACUCACCCGGGGAGCGGGCAGCGUCCUGGCCUCCGGUGCCACCGCGUCUGCUGCUGACUCGGCUCUGCCAGCGUCCGCCUCCCUUCUGCGCUACCGCGGCUACAGCCAGGCCGUGGACCAGGACGAUGAUCCAAACUUUUUCAACAUGGUGGAGGGAUUCUUCGACCGAGGCGCCGCGAUCGUGGAGGACAAGCUGGUGGAGGGUUUGAAAACCCGUGAGACCCCCGAGCAGAAGAAGAAGCGUGUCCGUGGGAUACUGAAAAUCAUCAAGCCGUGCAACCACGUCCUCAGCGUCAACUUCCCGAUCAAGAGAGACAGCGGAGAGUGGGAGAUGAUAGAGGCGUACCGGGCGCAGCACAGCCAGCACAGGACACCCUGCAAGGGAGGAAUCCGUUACAGUACAGAUGUGUGCAUGGACGAGGUGAAAGCUCUGGCAUCACUGAUGACGUACAAAUGUGCUGUUGUCGAUGUGCCCUUUGGUGGAGCCAAAGCUGGAGUGAAGAUUAACCCGAGGCAGUACUCUGACAUUGAACUGGAAAAAAUCACCAGGAGGUUCACCAUCGAGCUUGCCAAGAAAGGCUUCAUCGGACCCGGUAUUGAUGUUCCUGCUCCAGACAUGAGCACUGGGGAGAGGGAGAUGUCGUGGAUCGCAGACACCUUUGCCACCACCAUGGGACACUAUAAGGACCCCCCCACCCUACUAAGUUGGGGACCAGUGUCUCAGGACAUCAAUGCUCACGCCUGCGUCACCGGGAAGCCCAUCAGUCAAGGAGGAAUCCACGGCCGCAUCUCCGCCACCGGUCGAGGAGUUUUCCACGGCAUCGAGAACUUCAUCAACGAGGCGGCAUACAUGAGCCAGCUGGGAAUGUGCCCCGGCUUCCAGGACAAGACCUUCGUCAUCCAGGGUUUUGGUAAUGUGGGUCUCCACUCCAUGCGUUACCUUCAUCGUUUUGGGGCAAAGUGCGUCGGAAUCGGAGAAAUGGACGGAAGCAUUUGGAACCCCAAAGGCAUCGACCCCAAAGAGCUGGAGGAAUACAAACUGACCCACGGGACCAUUGUGGGCUUCCCCAAUGCAACACCAUACGAGGGAAACAUCCUGGAAGCUGACUGUGACAUCCUGAUCCCCGCCGCCAGCGAGAAACAGUUGACCAAGAGCAACGCACACAAGAUCAAGGCCAAGAUCAUUGCAGAGGGAGCUAACGGUCCAACCACCCCUGAAGCCGACCGCAUCUUCCUGGAGAGAAACAUCAUGGUGAUCCCGGACAUGUAUCUGAACGCCGGUGGUGUGACGGUUUCAUACUUUGAGUGGUUGAAGAAUCUGAAUCAUGUCAGUUAUGGUCGACUCACCUUCAAAUACGAGAGAGACUCAAACUACCACCUGCUCAUGUCAGUUCAGGAGAGUUUGGAGAGAAAGUUUGGGAAACAUGGCGGCGCCAUCCCCGUCGUCCCCACCUCUGAGUUCCAGGCCAGGAUCUCUGGAGCUUCUGAGAAAGACAUCGUUCACUCAGGUCUGGCCUUCACCAUGGAGCGCUCUGCCAGGCAAAUCAUGAGAACAGCCAACAAGUAUAACCUUGGGCUAGACCUGCGGACGGCAGCGUACGUCAACGCCAUUGAGAAGGUGUUCCAGGUUUACUACGAGGCCGGCCUUACCUUCACAUAGAGUCUGCCCAUCCACCUGUCUGCCUGUUACCUUUCUGUUACUUAUCAGUCAGUCAGUCUGUUACCUGUCUGUCUGUUACCUGUCUGUUACCUGUCUGUCUGUUACCUAUCUGUUACCUAUCUGUCUGUUACCUGUCUGUCUGUUACCUGUCUGUUACCUAUCUGUCUGUUACCUGUCUGUUACCUGUCUGUCUGUCAUCAAUCACCCCUGCAGGAUUUCUUUCACUCUUCACACAGCGUUUACGAUUUAUUGCACAGCAGCAGUGUGAAGAAAACGUUUGAAACUGCCUUUGUGUGUUUUGUUGUGUUCAUUCCUUCUCAUCAACACGUCUGUUUACGUUCUUCCUCCUCCUCCUCCUCCUCCUUCUUCAGUAUAUGAGAAAUUAAACAAAUAGACAAAAACAUCUUAGCUUUAAUGCGGCUGAUGCUCCUCUGAAUCGCCGCUCUGCUGCUUCAUACCAAAUAUCUAGAAGUUAUAGAAACGCUUAUUAAGCCUUAAGAGCACAGAUGAAGGAAGUCUUGUCACCACUUGCCUGUUAGCACAACGUGUGGCCAAAACUAUGUGGACAUUUUCCUCACUGCCUGUGUGUGGGUGUGGAGUGAAAAUGAUAAGUCCAUUAACUGAUCAGCUGAUUGUUCAAAAUGUUUUUGACUAAUCUUCCCUUUUAAGUCUGUUACUGAGCUUGUGGCCUGAUUUUUAACAAACCAGUUGAGGUCAUGCAUCUUUCUCCUGAGGGACGUGAAAGAAAAAAAAACAACCUGUGAUGAGAGGCUGGAUGUACACGUUGGUUUGUUAGAAGAGGUCAGAUAUUUUAUAAGGCUGGGUCGGUCAAUUAACCAAGUUUAAGUUCAUGAGACUUCACUUUGGACAUGUAAAAGUUAUAAUUGCCUUUUAUUUGGGUUUUUUGAUUUGAGUCAAUAUUGAUGAAUCUGCUUUGUAUUAUUUAGACUGUUUAUAAUAAUAGUAAUUUCUACAUGAAAAACUGUCCCAAACCAAAACAAGAUGAAAGUGUUUUUAAAAAUAUAUAUAUUAGAGAGAGACAGAAAACAUGACAUAAAUUACAAAUGGACAGAUUCUCCUUUUGUUAAUUACUUCAUCUUUUUUUUGUUAUCAACUCAUUGUUUUACAUUUUGUUUUAUGUCUGACAACUAAUUUAACAGUCUUGAUCAUUUGAAAUAAGGAACCUUUUUAAAAGACCUCAAUCAUGUCACAUUAUCCUCUUAUCGUCAUGUAUUGUUCUUAAAAUGAACAUUGUUUGUUAUCGAGGCUGUUAUCAAGUGUCUGCAUACUUUUGGCCACAGAGUGUUCACACUCAUGUUCUUGUAUAAUGUAUUCUCAUUUGAUAUCAUGCAGUGCACAUGUGCCUCAGGACUUAAGCUUUAAUAUUCACUGCCUUUAAACUCAGAGAUACGUUAUUAAAGAAAAAUAUUUUGCAAAGAGAUGUGAUAUUUGAGCUCUCUGAUCUCUCUUCGAAACAGUCACAUCUUUGAAUGAAAAUGAAUGAAUAUCUGACAUGCAAUUAUUAUUUUAAGUUUUUGCUUUAUCAAUAUUUAGUUG